AAAUUGGCUGAUAAAUUUGUAGAUUCAAUAAAAAAUACAAUUAUCUGGUUUUUAAUGUCGAAUAAAAGUGAUGUGGCAACAAGUAAUUUAUGCAUUUAUUUCAAUUAACGUAAGACAAAUUACGAUUUCAUAAUUCCAUUUGAAUUAGACUUCCAUUGCUCUAUUCUUUAUGGCCAAUCUGAUACAAGCAAAUCUGUGAAUAAGAACAUAGCUCCGAAAUUUUCUAAGACUUGAACAUUUAUGUAAAGCCAGGAAUUUAAAUGGCCUUAAACAUGUUCAGUCCCCAAACAUCCGUAUACGAAAUACGAAGUAAAAAGUCGUAAUACAGUCCAUCCUCAUGCGUCUAUUUUGAGUGUCCAGUGAGACUUGAUGGCUGCAUCAGAAAUAUUAUUUGGUGUGCGGCAAGUGCUGCACAGCCUUCAGUAUAUGCGACUGCAGCGCCCGCGUCCCACGACAUUAAGAAGAGAAGACAGUCACGACGCACAGAAAUGGACAAAACUUGCGUCGAUGACACAAGUUGUCUUGGGUAGCAUAUUCCUGCUGAUGAGUGCAACAUCCGUGUUGUGCUACAACACAGCAGAGGGAGUCCACACAACGGACUUCGACUGGGGCACGUGGUGGGGAUAUGACGGCAUCUCAGGCCCCUCUUUCUGGGGCGUCAUCAACCGCGGCUGGCGGUUAUGCAGCGACGGCCGUAGGCAGAGUCCCGUCAAUCUGGCCACUGAGGCGGUGGUGUUCGAUCACACCCUGGCACCCAUCGUCAUGGACGGCAAUGAGAUGGACGGCACGUUAACGAACACAGGCUUUGGUCUACGCUGGACUCCUGCCUCCGCGCUGCCGCGGCACAAGGGUCACCAUUUAUAUGCUCAGUCUUCUCCCGGCCUCCCGAUUCCGUCGAAAUUAACGAGUGCAACGAGACAAUCGCCAUCGAAUCCUUCUUCGUACUCAGAGUCCAGCUCAUCAAGGGGAGGUUCUGAAGCCAUGGGAUCUUCCGUGCUACGGGAAUCAUGGCACGGUGAUGGCACCCUGUCCGCUACUGACGGUGUCAGAAGCACCCAAGCAUUUAGGUUCACUGGCACUACCGGCCUCGAAGCUUCUUCUUCUUCUUCUUCUUCUUCUUCUUCUUCUUCUCCUUACCUUAACGCUUCGAGGGGACCUCCACCCAAGCCCUUUGUAGUCUCUCAUGGACCAUUCCAUUACAAGUACGCCCUCAGUCACAUAACUGUGAGGUGGUCGGGAUCAAGCUCAGGAUCGGAGCACAGCUUGCAGAAUCAUUUUUUUCCUGCAGAGGUCCAGCUGUAUUUCUACAACUCAGAUCUCUACAGAAACUUCACUGAAGCGUCCGACCGCGCCAACGGCGUGGCAGCCAUCGCUGUUUUCUUGAAGGAAGGACGACAGUCUAAUCCGUUCAUCGACGCUGUGCUCGAGCAUCUACCAGCCGUGCGACAAGGAGGAACCUCUUCGUGGGUUCGAAACGCGCCACUGCGCUCGAUAUUCACGACGUCUCACUUCCUCACAUACGACGGAUCCCUCACAGAACCUCCUUGUGAGGAGACAGUGACCUGGGUGCUACUCAACAGGUCGGCUUACAUCUCCUCACAACAGCUGCAGCAGCUGCAGAACCUACGUCGUCAGGGUCAGGGACAGACUUCCCCGACCGUGGGGAACGUCCGGCCCACUCAACCCCUGCACUCCCGGCCCGUCCGCACCAACAUCCCGCCCCACCUCCUAAGCUGCCACAACACCAACAGAACCGGCACAUAUCAAGCUGCUGUGCUGGACAACUCGUGAAGUCGACUUCUACCAGCUAAUAUCUACUUCACUCCGUCUU
Molecule: messenger RNA, 1831 nt
Organism: Hyalella azteca
Lineage: Eukaryota; Metazoa; Arthropoda; Malacostraca; Amphipoda; Hyalellidae
Product: carbonic anhydrase-related protein 10-like
Exons: 9
Coding region: 370-1791 (473 amino acids)
Molecular function (GO): zinc ion binding; carbonate dehydratase activity
Source: RefSeq, a predicted model, not a curated record